Molecule: messenger RNA, 1834 nt
Organism: Dunckerocampus dactyliophorus (ringed pipefish)
Lineage: Eukaryota; Metazoa; Chordata; Actinopteri; Syngnathiformes; Syngnathidae
Gene: ppan
Product: peter pan homolog
Exons: 12
Coding region: 170-1750 (526 amino acids)
Biological process (GO): ribosomal large subunit assembly; rRNA processing
Cellular component (GO): preribosome, large subunit precursor
Molecular function (GO): rRNA binding
Source: RefSeq, a predicted model, not a curated record
CAUAUUACGAUGCGACACACGAGAGGAACCAUGCGGAGGCAAAGGGGUUCGGCUCAGCUGUUACUUUGUAGGAAUUGUUCCUAAAACCAAAAUCUGUUGUGGUUAAUAUCUGUAUGUAGUGUGUUAAAAGUUAUGUUAUUGACUUAAAUAGUACGUUUAGCGUACAAUCAUGGGCAAGUCAAAGACCAAGAACCAGAAAAAGUCCCGAGCAACGGCUCAUCAGGUGGCGGAGGACACGUACCGGUCUGUCCCCCAUUCCUUCGUCUUCCACCGGGGCAUGGUUGGGAAAAACGUGGGCCAGCUCAUCACGGAUGUCAGGAGAGUCAUGGAGCCUUACACCGCAGAGCAAUUAAAGGUCAGGAAAAAGAAUGUGCUGAAAGACUUUGUAGCCGUAGCAGGACCGAUGGGAGUGACGCACUUCAUGAUCUUCAGCAAGACCGACCGCAACCUCAUGAUGAGGCUGGCUCGACUCCCCAAAGGACCCAUGCUUUAUUUUAAAGUGCUCAAGUACACACUCAUCAAAGAUGUGGUUUCAUCUCUGAAGAGGCACAGGAUGCACGGACAGCAGUUCAAGCACCACCCGCUGGUCAUCCUCAACAACUUUGGAUCUUCUGGCAUGCAUAUCAAACUGAUGGCCACCAUGUUCCAGAACAUGUUUCCCUCCAUUAACGUGUACAAGGUGAGCCUCAACACCAUCAAGAGGUGCGUCCUGCUGAAUUACAACCCAGUAUCACAGGAAAUCGAAUUUCGGCACUACAGCCUGAAGGUGGUCCCAGUGGGCAUGAGCCGCGGCGUGAAGAAGCUGAUGCAGGAGAGGUUCCCCAACAUGAGCAAGUUUGAGGACAUCAGUGAGCUGAUGAUAAAGGGAGCCAACCUUUCGGAAAGCGAAGCGGAACAGGACGACGAGCAUAACAUCACCGAGCUGCCGCAGGUCUACUCUGGCCGAGGCAACAUGGCGUCAGAGCAGAGUGCCAUCCGCCUGACAGAGAUUGGUCCUCGCAUGACGUUUCAGCUGACAAAGAUACAAGAAGACAUUGUGGGGGGGAACAUCCUCUAUCACUCCAGUAUCUCCAAGACGGAGGAGGAAAUCCAGGAGAUCCUGCAAAGAAAGGAGUCCCGGAUGAAAACGAAAGAGCAGCGCCGGAAGAAGCAGGAGGAGAACGUCUGUCGCAAGAAGAUGCUCAAGGAGGAGCACAAGAAGAGGAGCCUGGCAGGCAUCAAGAAGAAGCAAGCAGACAAGGAAGAGGACAGCGAAGUGGAGGAUCCAGGCAUGCAGGAUGAUCAACCGGCUGCCGUGGAAUCAGAUGACGAGGCCGAGUACUACAGGCAGGCUGUAGGGGAGGAGCCAGAUGAAGAUAUGUUCUUUGGAUCCAAGAAGAGGAGAGGCAAAGAUGGAUCUCAUGGACCAGCCAAAAAGAUGAGGCUCUCUCCUGGUAACCAAGAGAAAAUUGCUAAACCUCCAAAAAGAACUGGCCCAGGGGGGUGGGACAAAGACAAAAAAACUGGGGACAGAGAGAAGAAACCUUUCGGGAAGAAACCCAAAGGAAAGCCAUUCAGAAAGAAACCAAGCGAUGGAGCAAAUAGUUUUGGCGCUAGGAAGAAAUUUGAAGGGAAAAGAACUUUUGGUGGAAAGAUGAAUAAAGGCAAAGUGUUCCAGUCUUCCAAGAGUCAGAAAAAUGGAGCGACCUUCAAGAAGAAAAGUGCCAGAGGAGCAAAGCAAGGAUUCAAACAGAAGACGGGGAAAGGCUGAGCAGCACUUGCCGUAAAGUUUAUUAUUCCACACUGUGUAAUUGUUGAAAGUGUUUAAUAAAUUGUUAAAGACAUUUCUUUCAUG